Messenger RNA from Capra hircus (goat), 1283 nucleotides. It is a transcript of the gene BATF, whose product is annotated as basic leucine zipper ATF-like transcription factor. Gene Ontology annotation, cellular component: nucleus. The record is from RefSeq and is a predicted model, not a curated record. Bases 243 to 620 code for a protein of 125 amino acids. NCBI's taxonomy places the organism in Eukaryota, Metazoa, Chordata, Mammalia, Artiodactyla, Bovidae. Gene Ontology annotation, biological process: regulation of transcription by RNA polymerase II. The transcript is spliced from 3 exons. Gene Ontology annotation, molecular function: DNA-binding transcription factor activity, RNA polymerase II-specific; RNA polymerase II cis-regulatory region sequence-specific DNA binding.
CAAGAGAGAGAGAGGGCGCGAGCCCCAAGGCAAGCGACAUGUCCCUGUGGGGAGCAGAGCCUCUGCACCCCGGAGCGAGGAGGACGCAGGGGUCAGGGGCGGUGGCAAGGCGGGCAGAGGAGGGCCCUGCGGAGGGGGGUGGGCUGCUGGCCCGGGGGGAGCAGUCAGGAAGGGAGGCCGGCUGGUGACAGGGGAGCCCCGAGGCGCCUGGGGCUGCGUGGAGAGCCCGGAAGACGGUGGCCAUGCCUCACAGCUCCGACAGCAGCGACUCCAGCUUCAGCCGCUCUCCACCCCCUGGCAAACAGGACUCAUCUGAUGAUGUGAGAAAGGUUCAGAGAAGGGAGAAAAAUCGCAUCGCUGCCCAGAAGAGCCGGCAGAGGCAGACACAGAAAGCCGACACCCUCCACCUGGAGAGUGAAGACUUGGAGAAGCAGAACGCGGCGCUGCGGAAGGAGAUCAAGCAGCUCACGGAAGAGAUGAAGUACUUCACGUCGGUGCUGAACAGCCACGAGCCCUUGUGCUCUGUGCUGGCCCCCGGCGCGCCCUCGCCCCCCGAAGUGGUGUACAGCGCCCAUGCCUUCCACCAGACUCACGUCAGCUCCCCGCGCUUCCAGCCCUGAGCUCCCCCGAGGGAGGGCGAGCAGAGAGCAGAGCCUCUGUCUCCAGCUGCUCCCAGGGUCUUGGGAGGGGCGCACAGACUGUAUGUAGCCCGGCAGCCCUCCUCCGUCAGCGCCCUCUCUCCACGCAGAGAGCCAGAGGCCGAGGCCGGACUCCAGGAUCAAGAGCCCGGGGAUGGGAACGCACGGCAACUGGAAAUGUGUGCAGCUGCCCGCAGCGUGGCCACCCGCCGCCAGGGGCCUGGACCUUCAACUGGGUGGGAGGCCUGACCCAAAGCUAGGUCAAGCAUGAUGCCCAAGUCCGGUGACCCAGAGGGAGGAGGGUAGGGCAGGGUUAUUUUUCUAAAUAAAUGAGUUAAAAGAAACCAAUCUGGCAAGGGCUUGAAACCUAAAGUUCUGUGGGGUUUGGGUCAUGUUUUUGGUCCUUGGGCUCAGGAGCCCUGAAAGGUCUGGCGACUCUGCUCAUACGGUUCUUUCCCACAGCUUGUUCAUCUACUUGGGAAGCUGGGUUUUCUCAAAGCGUCUUCAGUUCUUCCUCUAGGCAUCUCCAUCAUUUCCCUCCCCACAUUGCCUCUAUGCGACCUCCCACUUUCCAUGCCUCAUUGCGUGAUACUUUCUAGAUUGUCAGCUUGAGACGGUUCUAGGGUCAUUCUCCGCAGGAGAGAA